AUGGAAGUGAUGCUCAGACGUCUAAAAACAGAAGCAGACAAAGUAGGAUUAAGCAUAAACAUCGACAAAACAAAGUCAAUGCGCAUUAACACAAACAACAACACUCCAUUCAAUGUAGGAAUCAAACAUGUCGAGAAUGUAACAGAGUUUACUUACCUGGGAAGUAUUCUAACAGCAAACGGUGGCGCAGACGCGGAUAUUGUCAGCAGGAUCAGGAAGGCGCAGCGAGCCUUUGGCCAACUAAAAUCAGUUUGGACCUCCCGUCAACUCUCCAUACAAACAAAAUUAAGAAUAUUCAAUUCCAACGUCAUACCAGUUUUAUUAUAUGGCUGCGAGACAUGGAGAGUGACAAAAAUAUCCAUCAACCGUCCACAGGUGUUUAUCAAUCGCUGCUUGCGGAAAAUACUUAAAAUCUUUUGGCCAGACACCAUACGUAACACCGACCUGCUUCAUCUUACAAACCAACAAGAAGUAGGCAUUGAAAUCCUCAAAAGAAAAUGGGGUUGGAUAGGUCACACUUUGCGGAAACCUGAUAGUAAUAUAGCGAGAUCAGCGUUGGAGUGGAAUCCCCAAGGAAAAAGAAAGCAAGGACGACCUGCUCAAACAUGGAGACGUUCCAUACUGGAUGAGCUUCAACAAGUAGGGUCAACAUGGAAGGAAGCAAAAACAACUGCCAAAAACAGAACCCGAUGGAGAGCUUUCACUGAAGCCCUUUGCUCCGUGCAGGAGAUAUAG
Molecule: messenger RNA, 735 nt
Organism: Sitophilus oryzae (rice weevil)
Lineage: Eukaryota; Metazoa; Arthropoda; Insecta; Coleoptera; Curculionidae
Exons: 1
Coding region: 1-735 (244 amino acids)
Source: RefSeq, a predicted model, not a curated record